Dovyalis caffra is the source of this 561-nucleotide messenger RNA. The record is from the annotation of a GenBank genome assembly. Lineage: Eukaryota; Viridiplantae; Streptophyta; Magnoliopsida; Malpighiales; Salicaceae.
AUGGCAGAUGCGGGAAACUUCUCCAAUGAAACCAAACCAACUUUAGUCUUCGUAUAUGGUACGCUGAAAAAAGAGUUUCCAAACCACCACCUCCUUCAAGAACUGAUGUCCCAAAAAGAAGCCGCAUACGCAGGCACCUGCAUGACCCACCAACCACACCCUCUCGUUAUUGGGCCCUAUGGGAUCCCUUACAUGCUGCACCUCCCUGGCAGUGGUGGUCACCCAGUCAAUGGCGAGCUAUACUCGGUGUCAACUCAGGGAUUCGUUCGACUCGAUGAGUUGGAGGGCACGAGUGUUGGGCACUACGAGAGGCGUCCAAUUCAGGUGAUCAUGCGAGAAAAGAGUGAAUCUGAGGAGGGCGACGGUGUCGCUUUGGUGGAUGCUGAGGCGUAUUUUGCUCACGGGAGUUUUGGAGAGAGGAUGUGGGUUAGGUGUGGGAGAGUUGGGUUGGGUGAGUAUAGUUUGGAAAGACAUGCGUGUGAUUAUGUGAAGAAAGUGAAUAGGGCUGAAGGGAGGAGCUUUCUAGAUGAAAUGGAAUUGUUCUUGUCCGGUAGUGCUUGA